UGCACACUGCGCUUGAGCUGCAUGGCCGAGCCCGCCCCCUCCUUCCUAUUCCGUUUGAAGCGGCAGCUGACUGGCUGCUUCCGCAGCACGGUUUACCACUGUCCCGCCAAGGCCCACUACCCCCAGGAGUUGGGAUGCGGGGUGUCGAAAUGAGUCUCAGAAUGGCACUUGCAGCGGCGCGGCUGGUGGUCUGCAGACACCCAGAGGCAUGUAGAUCGCGAUGGAAUGCGAUGAAAGCGGCGCGGCGGGGCUGGAAGCACCCGGCCGCCGCCGCCGCCGCCGCCACCUCCGACCGUUCCGCCGACAGCUACCGCAGGGCUCCCCGCAGCACCUGGGCGCCAUCGAGAGCAGCUUGCGCUGUGGAUGCCACCUCCAGUACAAGUGGCAGCAUGGCAGGGGAGGUGUGCAGCCUCAAGUGCUGCCUGCUGGACGUGCCAGGUGGGAUGGCGGAGGAGGUGGCCGAGGUUCUGCUUGCCUAUGGCGCGCAGUCGGUCGCGGUGGAGGAGUUUCGUCCCGCAGGCGGCGCAGAGCAGGAGGACGGCGCCGCCAUCCUGGCCAGCACCGCUGCCGACUUUGGGCUAGGGGAAAGGCAGCAGGUGGUGGAGGCGAUGCGGACGCAGGACUGGGAGCAAAGUAUCAUGGACAGCUACCAGCCAUCGGAGGUGGGGGAGGGCCUGUGGAUAGUGCCCGUCUGGAGCCAACCGCCCGAUCCUGAUGCAACCAACAUAGUUCUAGAACCAGGCAUGCCAUGCCUGGCGUUUGGCACAGGCGAGCACCCCACCACGCGCUUGUGUCUGCUCUGGCUGCAGCGCCUGCAGCACGCCAGCAGCCUGUCAGGGGUGUCAGUCAUGGACUAUGGCGCGGGCUCGGGCGUGCUGGCGGUAGCGGCACUUCUCAUGGGGGCAGCACACGCGGUGGGUACUGACAUAGAGCCGCUGGCUGUCAAGUCAACACAGGCCAACGCGGCAUUGAACGGCGUGGCGGAGCGGCUGGCGGCAUACCAGUGCGCAGGCACGCUGCCGCUUGCUGCUGCUGUCGGGCGUUGCUGUCUUUGCCUGGUGGGUGCUGACUUGGAGCAGCAAGAACCGCUGGCGGCGGCAGGGCUACCAGAGCCGCAGCGGCAGUUUGACGUGACGGUAGCAAACAUCCUGCAGGCAAGACACGCUGGCAGCACACUGCUCGUAAAUGCAGGAAAGUGCUUGUCCUGCAUUCCUGGUGGCUGCCUGCUUGACCCAGGUGCGGCGGAGCUGCUGCAGGGACCGCUGGUGGCGCUGGCUCCCCGCCUGGCUGCCUACACCAAGCCUGGUGGCCUACUAGGGCUGUCGGGCAUCUUGCAGGAGCAGGUGGAAGCGGUGGUGGCGGCAUACAGCCCCUGGUUCCGGGACUUCCGAGUUGAGGGGGAGGACCGCUGGGCGCUGGUCACCGCGGUGCGCAAGGCCGACGUGUGACUGGCUGCUCGUGAUUGGCAGCUGUUGGCGCCUGGUGGUUGUUGCAUUACACCUGGUGCCGCGGCGCCUGUAAACAUUGGCCAGCU
Molecule: messenger RNA, 1534 nt
Organism: Chlorella variabilis
Lineage: Eukaryota; Viridiplantae; Chlorophyta; Trebouxiophyceae; Chlorellales; Chlorellaceae
Exons: 8
Coding region: 135-1448 (437 amino acids)
Biological process (GO): peptidyl-lysine trimethylation
Molecular function (GO): protein-lysine N-methyltransferase activity
Source: RefSeq, a predicted model, not a curated record